CAGGCCAAUUUUUAAAGUUGUAGACUAUUAUAAUACUGAUGCCAUCGCAUGAAAAGCUAUAUAAAUAACAAGAAUUUUAUUCCUUCAAUUCAUUCCACUUUAUGAUGGCGGCUGUAAAGAUUCCAACGUUAUUGUGUGUUGGCAUAGCCUUUAUUGUCGCUGUCAACUGCCGGUCGCUAAGUUGUCCUUCCAGAGAAGACAUUGGCUGCGUAAGUCCUCUUCCGUGCCCGCCUGACAGACCAUAUUUAAUGACGUCAUACAUUACGUCGUCACAGUGUCCGGCUUGCGAGUUUUGUGUAGAAUCACUUGAUACAUGUCCUUCACUGCCUUGUCCGAUGAUUCAUGUGCCAGAAGGGUGCUCAGCUGAAUUGUUCGGUGUUGAAAUUCGGGUUGAUGAGACAGUAUGCUGGGAGUGUCAUAACGUGAAACUCACGUGUUAAGAAGAUAUUCUAAUAACUAUCAAGAACGACCAGGCACCUGAAUUCAAAUGUUAGAAAAUGGAUUAAAACUGCUGUAUUCUAUUUCAAAUAUAUUAUGUCAUGUAAUAAAGUUAUUGCGUUA
Mercenaria mercenaria is the source of this 561-nucleotide messenger RNA. RefSeq lists its product as uncharacterized. The coding region runs from base 102 to 440 and encodes 112 amino acids. The transcript is spliced from 3 exons. NCBI's taxonomy places the organism in Eukaryota, Metazoa, Mollusca, Bivalvia, Venerida, Veneridae. The record is from RefSeq and is a predicted model, not a curated record.